Molecule: messenger RNA, 1158 nt
Organism: Aspergillus caelatus
Lineage: Eukaryota; Fungi; Ascomycota; Eurotiomycetes; Eurotiales; Aspergillaceae
Product: Stk19 family serine/threonine-protein kinase
Exons: 2
Coding region: 1-1158 (385 amino acids)
Biological process (GO): protein phosphorylation; positive regulation of Ras protein signal transduction
Molecular function (GO): protein serine/threonine kinase activity
Source: RefSeq, a predicted model, not a curated record
AUGCCCUUGCGCAUCACCUCUGCUCCUGUUUCUGGUGUCAAGAAAAGAAGGAAACCAUCCAACACAGCGCUUCGCUCUUCUCCAUUUGCCAGUCAUGCUCGUCGCAGAGCUAUCGCACAGUCAUUCACCGAUGUCAAAUCCAAUGACCCCAGUGGCGAAUUCCGGGAAGAGUAUGGCCCAGGGCCACUUCCGGAUAUUGGAAUGUCACGAUACAUCCCAGAGACUACUCCAGUAGAGGAUGUUAUUCAGGCCAUAUGUCACAUCAGGGAUAGUUUUUUCGAGGACCUUCCCACUCGAACAGGCAUGAACAGCACCCGUGUCGCCGAGUUAUUGAAUCUUCGCCGGUCACUGCCACCGCUCGCCUCGGUAGCCCACGUCCACACAUUACUGGAUAUACCAACGAAGGUGGAGAGAGAGAUAGUGGACUCUGUAAAUUCUGGCAGAAUCCGUCGACUAAUUGUUCCGGGCAGAGGAAAUGAUGCGGCUGGGUUAGGGGAUUGCUUAGUUCUCUCGGAGGACUGGGAAAGGCUUGUGCGAGAUAGUUCUAUAGGAUCUCAUCUGAAAGACAAGUUUUUGGACGUGCUCAGUCGACCAGAUGUCACGUUUGCUGUCCCUGAUACACUCUUUUCUGCCCCAGAGUGUAUGGCGCUUGUCCGUGCUGGAUUUUUGGUCUCGUCCUCGUCUUCGGUCAAGGGAUCUCCGGGUAUAAUAUCGCUUCCGACCUUCCCCCCCACGUCUUCAUCCGGAAAUUCGGCCAGUAGAGGUGAUCCCGCUGCAUUGGAUGACAAAGAAGGCGGCAGCCGCUCUCGAUGCCAUACAACAGUUUUGUUCCUAUCCCUGCCAAACACAGGGCCUUACCUUAGGCUUCUAAGCUCUGGUAGAGCGCAUCUCCUCGCACUUAUUAGAAAAUCAAACUCUAGCGAGGUGCCCCUUCAUCUUCUCCGAGAUCGCUGGGAUGGAGCCGUCGAAACAGAUAAAAGUUUCAGUGCGGCGAAGAGAAUAAGAGGCGAGCACGCGGGCAUUUUGCCAGGUAGAACGAAGAAAUGGAAAGAAUUAUGCGGAAUGAAUUUUCGCUGGGUUCUAGAAGAAGCCCUCGGAGCCGGUUUGAUCGAGAUAUUCGAUACCGGUAGUGUUGGUCCGGGGGUACGUUGUCUAUGA